AUGUCGGAUAGGCCCCAAAGUCCUGAGUGCCAGACCAGACCCUAUGACUACAGCCGACACAACGCAUACAGUCAGGUUUGUGGUCAUGAAGGUUUGGGCAACCCUUCAUCAUCGUUCCAGUUUCCUCAUGGCGUUUUGCCGGACCCCAGCCUGCUUUACAGCAAACCUGCUUAUGGAGGCAUCACGGCCGCAUCCGCGCAGGCCUUUAUGCAGUUCCCACCCGCCACCGGGAACUACAGGGACUCUGACAUGCAGACUGGAGACUUCGGACAACGGAAACAUUGGUAUCCCUUCGCUGCGCACGAGUACACCGGCCAUGUACCCGGCGUGACCGCAGCCACUCAGCCCACAAAUCUGAGCCCCCCCAUAGCUGAGACCCGGGAGCAAAUAAAGCUGCCCGAGAUCAAGACCGAGAUGGACACCGGAGAGGAGUAUUCAACCGAGAUGAAGGUCCAACAGUACCCGAUACCGCCGGCUUCCACGGGCACCCACCGCCACCACCACCACCAUGGCGUCUUCUGCUCUGCGGCCUGGAACCCGUCCUUCUGGCCCGGGAUCCCCCACAUCAAUCUGCCUGGUACAAGUACUCAAAACCCAACGGGACUGUCCGCAUCGCCACCAUCUAUGUCCCCUUCUCCCCCCAUCAACGGGGCUCCGCGGAACGCGUUUUUCAGCGUGAACUCCGCGCAGGCUGCGGCCGAGCCGCAGGCUCAGAACCCGGCCUCCAACACGCGGAGCAGCGGCUCCUCCAGCGGGGGCUGCAGCGACUCUGAGGAGGAGAACCUUUCCACUGAAGAACUGGAGCAGUUUGCCAAGGAGCUGAAACACAAACGGAUAACUCUGGGUUUCACUCAGGCAGAUGUUGGCCUUGCACUGGGUAAACUGUAUGGUAAGAUGUUCAGCCAGACCACCAUUUGCCGUUUUGAAGCUCUGCAGCUAAGCUUUAAGAACAUGUGCAAGCUGAAGCCCCUUCUUCAGAGAUGGCUGGUGGAGGCAGAGACCUCAGAAAAUCCUCAAGAUAUGUACAAGGUAGAGCGAGUAUUUGUCGACACCAGAAAAAGGAAAAGGAGGACCAGCCUGGAGGGAGCGGUGCGCGCCGCCCUGGAGUCCUUCUUCAUCAACUGUCCCAAACCGAACACUCAGAAAAUCAUACAAAUUGCGAAUGAGUUGGGCUUGGAAAGAGAUGUGGUGCGCGUUUGGUUCUGCAAUCGGAGGCAGAAGGGGAAGCGCUUGGCUCUGCCGAUGGACGAGGAGUGUGACGGUCAGUAUUACGAGCAGAGCCCUUCACCGCUAAACAUGGCGGCCUCCCCUGUUCCCAGUCAAGGCUACCCAUCCUCCAGCUACACAGGAGCGCCUCCUCCCAUGCUCUACAUGCCGCCGCUUCACAGGCCGGAUGUCCUGAAACAAGCCAUGCACUCUGGACUGGUCAGCCACCUGACGGGAUAA
Messenger RNA from Nematolebias whitei (Rio pearlfish), 1446 nucleotides. RefSeq names its product POU domain, class 5, transcription factor 3 (gene pou5f3). Lineage: Eukaryota; Metazoa; Chordata; Actinopteri; Cyprinodontiformes; Rivulidae. The transcript is spliced from 5 exons. Gene Ontology annotation, molecular function: DNA-binding transcription factor activity, RNA polymerase II-specific; RNA polymerase II cis-regulatory region sequence-specific DNA binding. The coding region runs from base 1 to 1446 and encodes 481 amino acids. The record is from RefSeq and is a predicted model, not a curated record. Gene Ontology annotation, biological process: regulation of transcription by RNA polymerase II.